AUGACGACUUCCAUAUCGAACGAUAAAUAUCCAUACGAGAACGAUCUCAUGGAUCACGAAUCCUUGAACGAAACAAUCAAGGACGAUGGCACACAAACAUCGGGCAUCCCUCGACAAUCAUGGGCCGAAUUUCUCAUGGGAAACAUUUACGCUAAGGACGAUCCUUACGAUUUUUCGCGAGCCCGGAAAGCCAUGAUCAUUAUGACCGUUUCCUUGUGCGGUAUCAGUGGUCCCCUCAGUAGCAUGAUCUAUAUGCCCGGUUUAUUGUCGGUUGCAGCAGACCUCCACACAUCCUUGGCAGCAGUCAAUGGCACCGUAUCAGCAUUCGUCGUAUUUAUGGGCAUCGCACCAUUAUUCUGGGCGAGCCUUAGCGAUCACUACGGUCGAAAAAGAAUGUAUCUUAUUAGUAUCGUGUUGAAUAUUGUAGCCUCGGUCAUAUGCGCGAAUUCGCGCAAUAUUGCCAUGUUGAUUGUUUUCCGCGCUGUGCAGGCGUGCGGAUCCAGUGCUGGUCAAUCGUUAGGUGCCGGGGUGAUCGCAGAUACGAUUCAUGUCGCCGAUCGAGGCAAAGCCUAUGGUUUCUUUUACAUCGGCCCUCUCAUUGGCCCCGUCAUCGGUCCCACCAUCGGAGGUGCUUUGUGUCAGUAUCUUGGAUGGCGAUCUACCUUUUAUUUUCUAGCCAUCCUUGGUGGGGUAUUGUUGGUCAUGGUGGCGUUUCUUUUACCCGAAACCCUACGCAUCAAAGAUUCCACAAGCAGUCAACAACCCCAUGUGCGAACCUCAACUUUACACAUGUUACGGCGUGCAUUCGGUCCUAUGGCCAGUAUGUGCAAGGAUCCAACGGUCAUUAACCCGACCAUCACCGAUACUUUCCAGUCACUCUAUGGCUACGACGAGUCUCAAGUGGGAUUGUGCUAUCUUGCCUUUGGCAUAGGCUUGAUGGUUGGAUCCGUCGUAAGUGGACAACAUGCUGACUAUGUGGUUCGUCGACUGCGGGAAAAGACAAAAGACUGUGUCCAGCCGGAGAUGCGACUGCGUGCAUCCACGCCUUCGUUUAUUCUGAUUCCUGCAGGUUACCUGAUUUAUGGCUGGACCACCGAAAAGGGUAUUGGUGUAUAUGCACCGUUGAUCGGUUUAUUUGUCUACGCUCUCGGGCAGAUGUGGGCCUUCACUCCUACCUCGGUCUACCUGGUGGAUUCGAAACCAGGUCGUUCUGCUUCGGCAGUUGCUAUCAACAACUGCGUUCGUUCAGUUGCUGCAGCCAUUGCUACACUUUUUUCUUCCCAAGCACUUCACGCUGCUGGACCAGGCAUCCUUUAUACUAUCAUUGCCGCUAUCAAUGUCGCCAAUAUCGCGCUAAUUGUCCUUGUGAUGGUCUUUGGUCAACGAUGGCGCACACGCUAUGAACACAAAUCACAUACUGCGGGUCCCAACAUGGAAGAUGAAAAGUUGAACAGCAGCACUAAGCAUCAUUCCGCGACAUUGGAUCGUGUAGAUACCCAUCAAAGUCUCGUUUGA
Messenger RNA from Radiomyces spectabilis, 1515 nucleotides. Its product is annotated as major facilitator superfamily domain-containing protein. Gene Ontology annotation, molecular function: transmembrane transporter activity. The transcript has 8 exons. Gene Ontology annotation, biological process: transmembrane transport. The coding region runs from base 1 to 1515 and encodes 504 amino acids. NCBI's taxonomy places the organism in Eukaryota, Fungi, Mucoromycota, Mucoromycetes, Mucorales, Radiomycetaceae. The record is from RefSeq and is a predicted model, not a curated record.